ACGAAAAUGUCCUCGGCCGUGGGGCCCCGCGGUCCUCGCCCACCCACGGUGCCUCCCCCGAUGCAAGAGCUGCCCGACCUGAGCCACCUGACCGAGGAGGAGAGGAACAUCAUCAUGGCAGUGAUGGACCGGCAGAAGGAAGAGGAGGAAAAAGAAGAAGCCAUGCUCAAGUGUGUUGUCAGGGACAUGGCGAAGCCUGCUGCCUGCAAAACACCAAGAAAUGCUGAAAGCCAGCCCCACCAACCUUCACCGAGAUUGCAUCAACAAUUUGAAAGCUAUAAGGAACAAGUGAGAAAAAUUGGGGAAGAAGCCCGUCGUUACCAGGGUGAGCACAAAGAUGAUGCUCCGACUUGUGGAAUCUGUCAUAAAACGAAGUUUGCUGAUGGGUGCGGCCACCUCUGUUCCUACUGCCGCACCAAGUUCUGUGCCCGCUGCGGAGGUCGCGUGUCUCUGCGAUCCAACAAUGUUAUGUGGGUAUGCAAUUUAUGUCGAAAGCAACAAGAAAUCUUAACCAAAUCUGGGGCGUGGUUCUUUGGAAGCGGCCCUCAGCAGCCAAGUCAGGAUGGAACCCUAAGUGACACAGCUACAGGUGCUGGUUCUGAGGUACCAAGAGAAAAGAAAGCACGACUCCAAGAGCGAUCGCGGUCUCAGACACCCCUGAGCACAGCAGCUGCCUCCUCCCAGGACACGGCCCCUCCCAGGGCACAACCAGACAGGAGUAAAGGGGCUGAGCCCUCACAGCAAGCCGUGGGGCCUGACCAGAAGCAGGCUUCAUCCAGGUCUAGAAGUGAACCUCCAAGAGAGAGGAAGAAGACGCCGGGCCUCCCGGAGCAGAAUGGCAAAGGAGCCCCGAAGGGCGAGAGGAAGCGGGUGCCAAAGUCUGCGGCGCAGCCGGGCGAGGGGGCCCUGGACGAGCGCGAGCGAAAAGAGAGGCGGGAAGGCCGGAGACUUGAGAAGGGGAGGUCGCAGGACCGCCCCGACGUGCCGGAAAAACGCGAGGCCGGCGAGGCGGCUGAGGAGAAACAGAGGAAAGAGGAGGAGUACCAGACCCGGUAUCGCAGCGACCCGAACCUGGCCCGGUACCCGGUGAAGCCCCCGCCCGAGGAGCAGCAGAUGCGCAUGCACGCCCGGGUGUCCCGCGCCCGGCACGAGCGGCGCCACAGCGACGUGGCGCUCCCGCGCACCGAGGCGGGCCCCGCGCCGCCCGAGAAGGCGGCCAAACGCGCGCCGCCCGCCGCCAGGGCCUCGCCGCCGGAGUCCCCGCGGGCGUACCCGGCCGAGAGGACGGCGGAGGGCAGGCCGCCGGGCGCCAAGCCGCUGGCGAACCUCAGCCCGCCGGCGCCCAGGCAUGGGCCGGUGCCCGCGGACGCGCCGGAGCCCAAAGCCCAGGAGCCGCUGAGGAAGCAGAGCCGCCUGGACCCCGGCUCGGCCGUGCUCCUGCGGAAGGCCAAGCGCGAGAAGGUGGAGACCAUGCUGCGCAACGACUCGCUGAGCUCCGACCAGUCCGAGUCCGUGCGCCCGUCGCCGCCCAAGCCGCACCGCGCCAAGCGGGGCGGCAAGAAGCGGCAGAUGUCGGUGAGCAGCUCGGAGGAGGAGGGCGUGUCGACGCCGGAGUACACCAGCUGCGAGGACGUGGAGCUGGAGAGCGAGAGCGUCAGUGAGAAAGGUGACUUGGAUUAUUACUGGUUGGAUCCUGCCACGUGGCAUAGCCGGGAAACAUCACCUAUCAGUUCGCAUCCCGUAACGUGGCAACCAUCUAAAGAGGGAGACCGACUAAUUGGACGUGUUAUUCUUAACAAGAGAACAACUAUGCCCAAAGAAUCAGGUGCAUUACUGGGUCUGAAAGUUGUUGGAGGAAAAAUGACUGACUUAGGACGCCUUGGUGCCUUCAUCACCAAAGUAAAGAAGGGUAGCCUUGCAGAUGUAGUUGGACAUUUAAGAGCAGGGGAUGAAGUUCUAGAAUGGAAUGGUAAACCCCUGCCGGGAGCUACAAAUGAAGAAGUUUACAACAUUAUUUUAGAAUCAAAAUCAGAACCUCAAGUUGAAAUUAUUGUUUCAAGGCCUAUUGGUGACAUUCCACGGAUUCCUGAGAGCUCCCAUCCUCCACUGGAGUCCAGUUCAAGUUCCUUUGAAUCUCAGAAGAUGGAAAGACCUUCCAUUUCUGUUAUUUCUCCAACAAGUCCUGGAGCUCUAAAAGAUGCCCCACAAGUCUUACCAGGGCAACUUUCUGUGAAGCUGUGGUAUGAUAAGGUGGGACACCAGCUGAUUGUAAAUGUUCUGCAAGCAACAGAUCUGCCCUCCAGAGUAGAUGGGCGUCCCAGAAAUCCCUAUGUAAAAAUGUAUUUUCUUCCAGAUAGAAGUGAUAAAAGUAAAAGGAGGACCAAAACAGUAAAGAAAGUACUAGAACCAAAAUGGAAUCAAACUUUUGUCUAUUCACAUGUACAUCGUAGAGAUUUUAGAGAACGAAUGUUAGAAAUAACUGUAUGGGAUCAACCAAGAGUACAAGAAGAAGAGAGUGAAUUUCUUGGAGAGAUCCUCAUAGAAUUGGAAACAGCGCUUUUAGAUGAUGAACCACAUUGGUAUAAACUUCAGACACAUGAUGAAUCUUCACUACCUCUGCCUCAGCCAUCACCUUUCAUGCCAAGGCGACAUAUUCAUGGAGAAAGCUCUAGCAAAAAGCUACAAAGAUCUCAGCGAAUCAGUGAUAGUGACAUCUCAGAUUAUGAGGUUGAUGAUGGUAUUGGAGUAGUUCCUCCAGUAGGUUAUAGGUCUAGUGCUAGAGAAAGUAAAUCUACAACAUUAACUGUGCCAGAACAGCAAAGAACAACUCAUCACCGCUCACGUUCAGUAUCUCCUCAUCGCGGCGAUGAUCAGGGAAGGCCGCGUUCACGUUUACCAAAUGUGCCAUUACAGAGGAGUUUAGAUGAAAUUCAUCCAACAAGAAGGUCACGUUCUCCAACCAGACACCAUGAUGCCUCCCGAACUUCUGUUGAUCACAGAUCCAGAGAUGUGGAUAGUCAGUAUUUGUCAGAACAAGACAGUGAGCUUCUUAUGCUGCCCAGAGCAAAACGAGGACGAAGUGCAGAAUGCCUACACACAACAAGGCAUCUUUUACACCACUAUAAAACAUUCCCACCCAAGAUGCCUUUAUUAGAGAACAGUUCUCUUUGGGACAUAUAUAGGGAAGACUCAGUUCUGCCUGCACAUACUAAAAUCAAAUCAGUGACUAGACAGGACUUCCCUCUUCAUCAUGAAUGCUUUAACUCAAGAGUUUGGAGAUUUACUGAUAAAAUAUUGGUUAGUGAACUGCAGCCCUCCCUUGACAGGGCUAGGAGUGCUAGUACCAACUGCUUGAGACCAGAUACUAGUUUGCAUUCACCAGAACGAGAAAGGGCUAGAUGGUCCCCCUCCCUAGAUAGGAGACGACCUCCUAGCCCCAGGAUUCAAAUCCAGCAUGCAUCUCCGGAGAAUGACAGGCACUCCAGAAAGUCUGAAAGAUCUAGCAUCCAAAAACAGACUAGGAAAGGCACUGCCUCUGAUGCAGAAAGGGUUCUCCCACCAUGUCUUUCUAGAAGGGGAUACGCAGCCCCAAGAGCGACUGAUCAUCCAGUCUUUAGGGGAAAACAUCCCGCUCGCUCAAGGUCGAGUGAGCACUCUAGUGUCAGAACACUGUGUUCUAUCCACCACCUUGCCCCAGGAGGGUCGGCGCCACCUUCUCCGCUUCUGACAAGAAUGCAUCGACAAGGAAGUCCAACCCGGUCUCCUCCCACAGACGCAUCCUUCAGCAGUCGAAGGGGAAGACAGCUCCCACAAGUGCCAGUGAGAAGCGGCAGUAUAGAACAAGCAAGCUUAGUAGUGGAGGAGCGAACAAGACAGAUGAAAAUGAAAGUGCAUCGAUUUAAGCAGACAACAGGGUCUGGUUCUAGUCAAGAACUUGAUCGCGAGCAAUAUUCCAAGUAUAACAUACAUAAAGAUCAGUACAGAAGCUGUGAUAACGUCUCUGCCAAAUCAUCAGAUAGUGAUGUCAGUGAUGUGUCCGCCAUUUCCCGAACCAGCAGUGCCUCACGCCUCAGCAGCACAAGCUUUAUGUCAGAGCAAUCUGAGCGCCCCAGGGGUAGAAUCAGUUCAUUUACCCCUAAAAUGCAAGGCAGACGGAUGGGGACUUCAGGAAGAGCCAUCACGAAGAGCACCAGUGUGAGUGGAGAGAUGUACACACUGGAGCAUAAUGACGGCAGUCAGUCAGACACGGCUGUGGGUACAGUGGGAGCAGGUGGAAAGAAAAGGAGAUCCAGCCUGAGUGCCAAAGUGGUUGCCAUAGUGUCUCGAAGAAGUAGAAGCACAUCCCAACUAAGCCAAACAGAGUCGGGCCAUAAGAAGUUAAAAAGUACCAUACAGAGAAGCACAGAAACAGGAAUGGCAGCUGAAAUGAGGAAGAUGGUCAGGCAACCGAGUCGGGAAUCUACUGACGGCAGCAUCAACAGCUACAGCUCUGAGGGAAACCUAAUAUUCCCUGGAGUGCGACUAGGAGCAGACAGUCAAUUCAGUGAUUUUCUUGAUGGACUGGGACCAGCCCAACUUGUUGGCCGACAGACGCUUGCCACCCCUGCAAUGGGUGAUAUACAGAUUGGAAUGGAAGAUAAAAAGGGCCAAUUAGAAGUUGAAGUUAUUAGAGCACGAAGCCUCACACAAAAACCUGGUUCCAAAUCUACACCCGCUCCAUAUGUCAAAGUAUAUCUUUUGGAAAAUGGGGCCUGUAUAGCCAAGAAGAAGACAAGGAUUGCAAGAAAAACCCUUGAUCCUUUGUAUCAACAGUCCCUGGUUUUUGACGAAAGUCCACAGGGUAAAGUUCUUCAGGUGAUUGUCUGGGGCGACUAUGGCAGAAUGGACCAUAAAUGCUUUAUGGGCGUGGCUCAAAUCUUGUUAGAAGAACUUGAUCUGUCGAGUAUGGUAAUCGGAUGGUACAAAUUGUUCCCACCGUCUUCACUGGUGGACCCCACACUCACACCCCUAACCCGCCGGGCUUCCCAAUCAUCUCUGGAAAGUUCAACUGGUCCUCCCUGCAUUCGAUCAUAGUGAACUCAUAUCAGAGUCAUUCCAAUAAAACUCUACCAUUCAGGAUAAUAAUCUGAACCAGAUAUCUCAUGAUCAAAAGCAUUGUUGGAGACAAUCAACUUGUGUUUUGCCUGUAGUAGUUUUUCAAUACUAUGUCCCAAUUGUUAAAACCUGGCUUCAUAUGACAGAACAAGGCAGUCUAUCAAAUCAGUUAAGAGUCGAUGUGCUAGUGAGAGUCACUGAUGCUUCUAACAAGUAGAAAAAGAGGAAACUUCAAAUCCACACACACCCCAAAUUGAACAAACUGGAAGCUCUCACUCUGUGAAAAGUUGUAUUUACACAUUUCUGCACGGACCACAUCAGUGUUAUUUCCCUGAUGUUUUGAGUUUUGUUCUUUGUUUUGUUUAUAUGUGUGCUGUUUGUUGGGUUUUGUUUCUGAAGUUUUUUGUUGUGUUCUGGUUUUCACUGUAUUUGUUAUUCCCACUUGUUUUGGGCUGUGACAUGACAGGCCUCAUGAUGCUUACAGAGACCCUUCCUUUCUUUUUCCAAAAGCACCAAAAAAGGGCUGAAGCAGUCUCUGUAGCAUCUUCCCUACGUGUUCAGCUGGACAAGAUGAGGCCAACAAAGGGUUCCACAGGCUUUCACGUUAUAAUUCUUUAAAGUCUUAUGUUUGGAAACCCAGAAGACAAAAAAUUAAAUUCCAAAACAAUCACAGAAUCACUUUUUUCAAUGAAGAGCAUAUCUGUUUGCAUUCUAGAAAUUUCAUUUAUGUUUUCCAUUGUUUUGCAUGGAAGACUUUUAAAGAAGUCAAUCUGCAACUAAUGCUGGGAACUAAAACUAACCGCAUAAUUGUACUUUGGAAACACUCCUUGUAAUGCCUUUUCUUCCUGAUACCCAAAAAAAAGUAUAUGCUCAUGUGUAUAAACCAUACUUUUGACUUCCCAAAAUGGUGACUAGAAAUGGAUUUGAGCCUAAGACACUUUCAGCUAUGCCCAGGCUUCUCGGCCAUGUCUCAGUGUAGAAACACCCAUCUGCCCUGGAAAGAGCAUGGUAUGAGCUGUUCAAUAUUCCACUGGGAAUUCCAGUUGAAAUAUUCUGCACUAGACUAAUGUUUUUAUCAAAUUUUAGUUUACAUUUCUUUGAGAUUGAUGCAAGCACAAAGCUUGAUUUUUUUAAUGCAAAGUAUCUUACUUUUCUGGGAGGGGGGCAAUAAACAAAGUCAAAUUUCAAUUUGCAUUCUCUUCAUUUGAUUUUUUUCUUGGCCUUGAAUUUCCCUUGUGACAUCCUGUAAAUGUGCUCCAAACUGCAGACUCUGCAGGUGCAUCGAUAUGUCCUCCCUCCUUUUAUGAGUCAUUCAACUUUUGUGAUUACGCAAAUAGAGCAGCAUGACUGGGAACUGUUCAAAGCUGCAUGCACGUUUUGUAAAAAAAAUAAAAUAAAAUUGAAAAAGAAAAGAAACAAAAGGUUAUUUAAUAAUGUAUGUUAGUUCCACAUAGGCCAGCUUGUAUGUUGCAUGUACUUGUACAGUUUGCUCGUUAAUUAUUAUACUGAAAUAACCAAGAAAUCUAAGCCAUCCAUUUUUGUUAUAGACAUUUUGCAGGUUUAGCUAGACUCAGUCUGUGAGUCUGGGGUGAAAUGUCUAUAGAUGGACUUUAUUUUUUACCCUCUGGAAAACGUGAUGUAGUACGGACCAAAUUCCUUCUAAUAAAUAUUUUGGUGUAGAUCCCUACUGUGGGGCUGUCACACGUAGACACUGUGUACACACUAGGUUUUAAUCCAUAGACAUACUGCCUGCACCAAGUGAAUUAUUUAUUAUUAUUUACACAUGCCAGAAUUAUCUGCCCAUCAUUCCGCAGGGCACAGAUUGACCACUGCUCGCCUUGCUGAGCAGGAAGAACUGAAGCAUUGGUGCACUUCUACUAGAUUCCGUUCUGUCUUAGUGGCCAACGAUCAACUAAUUAUAAUUGGGUAGUAUCUUUCUAUUUUGACCACUUGUCUUAACACUCCCCUGUGCUUUUAAAUGAACUUCCAACUCAUGUAUGUAAACAUGUUUAAUAAAAUUUACUUUUCAUGUCAGUCAGUAGCCAUCUGUGUUCUAUGUUUUGCCAGAUAUCCAUUGUGGGUUCUGUGGUGCAAAAUGGGAGCUGGAUUGUGGGGAGGGGAGGCUGGGACUUGUCUGCUGCGGGCAUUUGACUUGACUUGUCACUGCACUAUAUAUGUCUUAAUCUAUGGCCCAAAGGGUACUUUGCAUCACAUACAAGUUUUCACUUUGUCAGCCUGUCUAAGUGAGCACAUGACUAUACUUCUGAAAAGUGGCAUUAUUAAAAACAAUAAAUCUCAGUAAGAAUCAAAUGGAAGGUUGUUUUUCUGCUGCUGUUUGAGUGUGCUAAUAAAGGAGACAACU
This is a messenger RNA of Talpa occidentalis (Iberian mole), 7456 nucleotides long. It is a transcript of the gene RIMS1, whose product is annotated as regulating synaptic membrane exocytosis 1. The record is from RefSeq and is a predicted model, not a curated record. Gene Ontology annotation, molecular function: transmembrane transporter binding; small GTPase binding. The coding region runs from base 7 to 5073 and encodes 1688 amino acids. Gene Ontology annotation, biological process: calcium ion-regulated exocytosis of neurotransmitter; positive regulation of synaptic transmission; regulation of membrane potential. NCBI's taxonomy places the organism in Eukaryota, Metazoa, Chordata, Mammalia, Eulipotyphla, Talpidae. The transcript is spliced from 34 exons. Gene Ontology annotation, cellular component: presynaptic membrane; cytoskeleton of presynaptic active zone.